Molecule: messenger RNA, 3201 nt
Organism: Brienomyrus brachyistius
Lineage: Eukaryota; Metazoa; Chordata; Actinopteri; Osteoglossiformes; Mormyridae
Product: cytosolic carboxypeptidase 2-like
Exons: 21
Coding region: 129-3146 (1005 amino acids)
Biological process (GO): proteolysis
Molecular function (GO): metallocarboxypeptidase activity; zinc ion binding
Source: RefSeq, a predicted model, not a curated record
UCCAGGGAAACAUCGUUUCCAGAGUUACGAGUUGUAAACAAUCUCUAAUAGCUAGCUACACAUAUAACUCCGAAGUGUACUGGCUGCUGUAUGGGACGAAAAUAUCAAGCCACCCUUCUCUUUUCAGAAUGGGCGGUCUAAAGAAACAGGCGGAGAAUUUUACCAGCUUCGAUAUAUGCGGGAGUAAAUUGCAGAGCAGCUUCAUCACUAAUAGACUGUGGGAGAGAAUCCAUGGCUUCAUUCUGUCAGACGGCGAGGACCCAGGGACUGAGACUGACGGUGAACGCAGGUGCACCCGGAAGAAAUUCUUUUCCAUUGCCCUAGGACAGUCCACAGUCAAGACCAGACAACUCAUCCUUGAUUUCAACGGAUCCCAUUUCGUGCCCCGUCUUUGUCAGCCACGGGGGCUCAUCUCUGUACCUCCCACUGCCAGUUUGCACAAGCGGGUCCGCUGGCCCAUAGAGUGUGAAGUCAUCAAGGAGGACAUUCAGCACAUCGAAUGGGAACCUCUGGAACCAGAGCCGUUCUACCAACCUACAGGCUAUGAAAGAUUGCCAAUGCCAGUGAGGGAGGAGAAAGGAAAGCUGGUUUACUGUAUUGACCUAGCCACAAAGUUACCCUGCUUCACCCGUUCUCGGUGUGGGGGCAGCCGAGGGCCAAUGAGGAAAGCUGUGUCUCGCAUGGAUGCCGGAGGUGGCAACAACCUGGUGUUUGAGUCCCGGUUUCAGAGCGGAAACCUGCAGAAAGCAGUGCAGACUGGAGUGUAUGACUAUGAGCUGACCCUGCGGACUGACCUUUACACCAUCAAGCACACUCAGUGGUUCUACUUCCAAGUAAGGAACAUGAAGGCCGAUGUGACCUACCGCUUCACCAUUGUCAACCUCAUGAAAUCUCGCAGCCUGUACAGCUCGGGUAUGAAGCCCCUUCUAUACUCCGAGCGAGCCGCCCAGACCCAAAGGGUGGGCUGGAUGCGAGUUGGGUCAAACAUCAAGUACUACCGCAACAAUCGUGAGGACGACGGCCAAGCUUUCUACUCGCUCACCUGGACGUUCCAGUUUCCCCACGAGGCCGACACCUGCUACCUAGCUCACAGCUACCCAUACACCUACUCAGACCUGCAGCGCUACCUGAUGGGUGUGACUUCUGAUCCGGCCACUGCCGUCCACUGCAAACUGCGGGUGCUGUGCCACAGCCUGGCUGGCAAUGCGGUUUACGUCCUGACCGUUACGUCUCCCUCGAUUAGCCGAGAAGCGGGCCGGGCAAAGAGAGUGGUAGUGGUGUCUUCCCGCGUACACCCUGGCGAGACCGUCAGUUCCUGGAUGAUGCACGGCUUCCUGGACUUCCUGCUGAGCAACACCCAGGAUGCACAGCUGCUACGUGACACCUUUGUCUUCAAGGUGAUACCCAUGCUGAACCCCGACGGCGUGGUGGUGGGCAACUACCGCUGCUCGUUGGCUGGCCGUGAUCUGAACCGCAACUACUGCACUCUCCUUCGCGACUCCUUUCCCUGCGUGUGGCAUAUGCACAAUAUGAUGAAAAGACUGAUGACUGAAAGAGAAGUGAUCCUCUAUUGCGACUUUCAUGGACACAGUAGGAAGAACAACGUUUUCAUGUAUGGCUGCGACAAUGGGAGCAGAACCACUCUGCAGGCGCGAGUCUUCCCCUUGAUGAUGAGCAAGAAUGCAGCUGAUAAAUUCUCAUACAAAAGUUGCAAAUUUAAAGUCAGCAAACACAAAGAGGGCACAGCACGCGUUGUCAUGUGGAAGCUGGGCAUUGCCAAUAGCUACACUAUGGAAUCCACCUUCGGUGGAUCCACCUUGGGGAAAAGGAAAGGCACACAUUUCUCUACUCAGGACUUGAAAUCAUUGGGGUAUCUCUUCUGUGACACUCUUCUGGACUAUUGUGACCCUGACCCAACCAAGGUCUGUCGGUGCUUGGAUGAACUAAGAGUCUUGCUACAGCAUAAGAUCCAGCAGAAGUUGGGAGUAGAUGUGGACAGCGAUGGACUCAGUAGCAUUUCUGUGUCUGACAUUGAAUCCAGCACAAAUGGUUCAAACAGCACCGAGUCUGAUGGUCCGCCUGUCCAUCUGCUCUACAUCCCAAAUGAGCCAAUAAUAUCCAAGAAAAAGCACCUGAAGACACGCAAAGAAAGGAACAGAUUGCGUCAGAAAAAAUUUCAAAGCACCAAGCAAGAAAUGAAAAGCAUGCUUCCAGUGCUAACAAGUGAGGGAGAAGUGAAAGUGAAAAUGCAAGAAGCAGCUGUGGAGGGAAUGACCAAGAAGAGAGAAUUGGUACAGUUCAUGGGAAAGGGCAAUGGUGAGAGUGAGCGGACCUGGGUUUCCCCAUCUGCCACUGGCACUGGGCACAUCACCCCGACAGUGGAGAAACCUCUGAAGAAUUCCUGCCCGGAGUCUGCUGGCAAAUUAUACAGUUGGGAUGGAUGUCAUUCUACUCGCCCAUCUGUCAUUGAUGAGCGGCAGACAAGCAGCAAAGAGUGCCUUCAGCAGCAACUGCACCUCAUGAUACAAGGUCACUGGCAGCCUCCCCCCCGCCAGCCAUUCCCAGUCACAGCCAACCGGCAAAGAUGGCUCCCUCGCUUCGCACAGAAGUACAGAACUCUUCAGCCACACCCCCUGAUAUUUACCUGGGACUUAGAAACAAACGUCUACAUGAGAGGAAGGUACUCAGCAUUUCGCUCCUCGCCAUGCAGAAGAUCCUCAGCUGCAAGCAGUGGAGCGAUACCAAGAGCGGCUCCAGAGUUCAUGUCAUCAAAACGCCCGCUGCCUUCCAUUGCCUGUAGCCCUUCUGCCUCAACCGUAAGUGAUAAGACCAAACCACCCUCAAGGAUUCAGCCAACGCGAGCAACCAAGUACUUCAUACCCGACGCCUCAACAACCUCAGAAACUACCAAAGGCCAGGAAACUGAUUACAAAGAAGAAUGGAAUAAUAUCAGUGAAGUUCCUCUUCUUGAAGACACUGCCACCAACGCCAGAGUGAACUUGGAUUUGAAGAAACAUGACCCGAGUGGCGAUUGGCAAAGGAGAAGCAACGGCAGACAUGCAGGAGAUCAGACGGGGCUGCAGCUGGGAAGCUUAGUGUUCUUCAGAAAGAAGCAUCAAAGAGGAAUCAAAACCGAUGGAUUUUAAGGGGUGAUGCAUCUGUCUCUAGCAUGAAUAAAGAUUUGCUGCUAUACACAGUCAA